Molecule: messenger RNA, 3280 nt
Organism: Synchiropus splendidus (mandarinfish)
Lineage: Eukaryota; Metazoa; Chordata; Actinopteri; Syngnathiformes; Callionymidae
Gene: slc38a2
Product: solute carrier family 38 member 2
Exons: 16
Coding region: 324-1826 (500 amino acids)
Biological process (GO): amino acid transmembrane transport; L-glutamine transport
Molecular function (GO): L-glutamine transmembrane transporter activity
Source: RefSeq, a predicted model, not a curated record
CCUCCAGCAAAGCGCCCUUCAGUCUCUCCGAGCGCACCACGCCUUUGGAAACAUUGAAUUAACCAAAAUAUUGGGAAAAACGCUUCGCCUAACUGCGUUCUUUUUUUUAAAACAACAGUAGACUUGAUUCAAGAUCGAGUUUUUCAAGAUUCCUGCUCUUGGUUAUUUCAAUUAUUUAUCGUAUUAUAUUUAUAUUUAUAUAUAUAAAUAAGAGAUUGUGUAGAGUGUUUUGUUUUGUGAGUGAAUUUGCUGAGUUCGCUUGGAUUGGAUCUCCUGAUUUGGACCACAAAGGAUUUUAAUCGUCCCGACACAUCUAGUGAAGGAUGAAGCAGCCGACAGAAAUGAGUCGUUUGUCUCAGGAGGACGACAGCAGCGGCAGCUCCAGCGAGUACCCGUUCCCCGACUGCCCGAGCAAGGUCCCACUGAACGGUCCAUACUCGGAUGUUGAUGCCGAGAACCAGAAUUUCCUCCCGGAACAAAGCAUGGGCAAGAAGAAAUAUGACACCGAAUAUCACCAGGGCAACGCCUCCUUUGGAAUGUCAGUCUUCAACCUGGGAAACGCCAUCAUGGGCAGUGGCAUUUUGGGCCUGUCUUACGCCAUGGCCAACACUGGAAUCGCCCUCUUUGUAAUUCUCCUGGUGGCUGUCGCCAUCUUCUCCUUGUAUUCUGUCCAUUUGCUGCUGAAAACUGCUAAUGAAGGAGGUGCCCUGGUGUAUGAGCAGCUCGGCUACAAAGCCUUCGGGAUGCCAGGCAAACUCGCCGCCUCCUGCUCCAUCACAAUGCAGAACAUCGGAGCCAUGUCAAGCUACCUCUACAUAGUGAAGUACGAGUUGCCCAUCGUAAUCCAAGCUUUUGUUGGAGGUGACAACAAUGAGUGGUACACAAACGGAGACUACCUGGUGUUGAUGGUGUCAUUAUUCAUCAUCCUGCCGCUGUCGCUGCUCAAGAACUUGGGUUACCUUGGUUACACCAGUGGUCUGUCGCUGCUGUGCAUGGUCUUCUUUUUGAUUGUGGUGAUCAUCAAGAAGUUCCAGAUCCCGUGUCCGCUCCCCGACAACAUUCACGCGCUGAAUGAGACGUUGAAAUCCAACGUGAGCACGCCUGCCGACAACAGCACGGCCGUGGAUUACAGCGACGCCUGCACGCCCAAAUACUUUGUCUUCAACUCUCAGACGGUCUACGCUGUUCCCAUUCUGACCUUCGCUUUUGUGUGCCACCCCGCUAUCCUGCCCAUGUACGAGGAGCUGAAAGAUCGCUCUCGCAGGAAGAUGCAGGGAGUUGCCAACGUCUCCUUCCUGGCCAUGUUCAUCAUGUACCUGCUGGCUGCUCUCUUCGGAUAUCUCACCUUCAACAUCCACGUGGAGCCCGAGCUGCUCCACACCUACUCCAAGUUCUACAAGUUUGACAUUCUCCUCCUCAUCGUGCGCCUGGCUGUGCUGACCGCCGUCACGCUCACCGUCCCCGUCGUGCUCUUCCCUAUCCGCACCUCCGUGAACCAGUUGCUCUGCGCCUCCAAAGACUUCAGCUGGGUCCGCCACACCAUCAUCACCAUUGUCCUGCUGGCCGGCACCAACGCUCUGGUCAUCUUCGUUCCAACCAUCAGGGACAUCUUUGGCUUCAUCGGUGCAUCUGCUGCUGCCAUGCUGAUCUUCAUCCUGCCCUCCGCCUUCUACAUCAAACUGGUCAAGAAGGAGUCCAUGAAGUCGGUGCAAAAGAUCGGGGCCACUGCCUUCCUAAUGUGCGGCUUCUUGGUGAUGAUCGGCAGCAUGACGCUCAUCAUCAUCGACUGGAUCCACAAUGCCUCCGCCGGCUCGGAUGGACACUAAACUCAGCUGAGGAAGUGGAUGAGUUACAGUACACUGAUCUGGCAGCACCCAGAAGUAAACACACAAGAACUCACUUGAUGCUCGCGCGUCAAAUCACGCCAUUCCCAGAGAAUGUAUCUGACUUUGUACAGUUCGCCAAACAUGGUGGUUUUGUUUUUUCUCUUUUUACUAUAACGUUUUUCAUUGUUUUUUUGGUUUGUUUGUUUUUGUUUUUGUAUAGUCCUGGUACAGCUGGAAUACAUUUGACGGUGCCUCAAGUCAUCAGUUAAAAAAAAAAAAAAAAAAAAAAAGCAGCUUACACUCAGGUACGAUUCCAUGUGUGUGUGUGUGGCUGUGACCUCAGAAAGAUCGAGCACAGGCACGGACUUGAACCUUUUCCUCCAGCGCGUUUUUGUUUGUUUACGUUGCCAAAAAUACGUUUGUAUAGCAUCCUUGUACUUUGAAAAGCACUUACUGUUCAGCGUGUGAGAAAACAAAGGUCACAGGCGAGUUGGAUUCCGCUGCCUUGUCAGUAUUCGGACACAGGCUUGGUGGUCAGCUCGUACAAAGAGAACUUGCCUUUUCUAAGCCGACACUGGAGCUGCAGAGUGUUGACGGACGUUUUAUUUAUUACCUGCUGAAGAUCGUGUUACGCUGGUGACCGACCAAGCUGCUGCUUUUUAAGACCUUCAGACCGCAUGGCCUGCUAUUGCAGGUCCAUGACACCAGGGGGUGCUCUUCCUAGAACACAGGCAUCUUUGUUACGCCGGAUUUAGGCUUGGAAGUAGUUUACCUGCAGAAAAUAUUGACUGGACGCUCUCGCACGAUUAGAGCAACUACGAUUCUCGUGAAACCGUGUCACUGAAUGAUGACAUCACGGCUGAGCCCUGACUAAGAUUUGGUGAUCGGUUUUACAUGUCGAUCAAUGUACUUCCAACACAAACGGAGCGUCGUCAACCAGUUAAACCAAACACGCUAAAGUCCAAACAAAGUGUCUUUCCAUCCUUUGGUUCUGAUUGAUGUUCCGUUUCAGUCGGCCACCAGAUGGCGCCGUGCUUCCAAACACUAUCAAUCCAUACCGUUCUCUAUUUAUGGACACCCGUCAAUCAGUGUAACUAUUUUAUUAUAUUUAUAUAGCAAGUUGUGUACAUAUAUAUAUGUAUAUAUAUAUAUAUAUCUAUUGAGUGUAUAUAUGUUCAAACUUUUCUUUUUUAACAGCCAUAACGUCGGAUCUGUACAAACAAAAUACUCAAAAUUUAUAAUGAUGAAUCAAACUGACUAAACAAUGUUCAUGUGUUCAUUACGCGGAUGAACUGUUACGACACCACUGAUUCAGCGUCUGCGACCUUGGAGAGUGAGCCAAGGUGGAGUGUUGUGAAGGAGCAAAGUCGCGGUGACCAGUGUUACACUCUUGUUUCAAUGAAACACUGUAAAUCCUGAUGUAAUUAAUGUCCAAUUAAAUCAAAGGAAAAUGA